AGAUUCCACAGAUCUUGUAUUGACUCUCCUCCCUGCCCAUACCUGAUUAGUGAGCCUUUUCAUUUGUUUUCGUUAGCUUUUGGCUAAGGGUGGAGUGAUUUCACAGUAUGUCAUCUGGGUAGAGCCCCCUCUCCUCUCCCUCAUAAAAAGGCCUGUGUCCAAUGACUCUUCACUCACUCACUCUUCUCUACUCAGACCAGACAGCAACUUCCGCCACCAUGACCUCCUUGUCCAGCAACAGCUUCAUGUCCUCUGCAUCUCUGGGCUCCUUUCGCCACAUGUCCAUGUCUAGUGGAGGUAGACACAUCAGCGCCAUGAGGGGCGGCAGCGUGUACGGGGGUGCCGGUGGGUCCGGGGUGCGCAUCUCCAGUGCCUCCAGCACCUUCUCUGCUGGCAGUGAGGCUGGUGGUAGCUCCAGCCUGGCCGACGCUGUCCACCUGAACGAAAACAAGAAAGCCACCAUGCAGAACCUGAACGAUCGUCUGUCCUCCUACCUGAACAAGGUCCGCUCCCUGGAGAAGGCCAACGCUGAUCUGGAGGUGAAGAUCCACCAGUCCCUGGAGAAAAAAGCCACACCUGAGGCUCAUGACUGCACUGCCUUCAAAGUCAUCAUCAGCAAACUCCAAAACCAGAUCUUUGAUGCCACUCAUAUGAAUGGAGGAUUCUACCUGGCCAUUGACAAUGCUAAACUGGCAGCAGAUGACUUUCAAGUCAAGUAUGAGAAUGAGCUGGCUAUGACGCAAUGUGUGGAGGCUGAUAUUGCUGGGCUGAGGCGGGUGAGGGACGAGCUGACCAUUGGAGGAUCCAACCUGGAGAUGGCGGUUGAGGAGCUGAAGGAGGAGUUGGUCCACCUCAAGAAGAACCACAAGGAGGAUAUCAAGACCCUUCAGGCACAGGUGGGUAGUCAGACGGUCAACGUGGAGGUUGAUGCUGCACCACAGGAAGACCUCACCAAAGUCAUGGCUGAGAUCCGUGAGCAGUAUGAUGCUGUUGCUGCCAAGAACCACAAAGAACUGGAAAGCUGGUUCAAUGCAAAGACAGAAGAAAUCCAGAAAACUGUCGCCUGCAGCACAGAGACCGUCCAAUCAUCCCAAUCUAAAAUCACUGAAGUUAAACGCAUAAUGCAAAGUCUAGAAAUCGAAUUCCAAUCUGAACUCAGCAUGAAAGCAUCCCUGGAGGGCACCCUGGCUGACACACAGAACCGCUAUGCCAAUAUGCUAUUGAGUUAUCAGAUGCAGGUGACCAGCUUAGAGGGCCAUCUUGGUCAGAUACGUGGUGACUUGGAGCGCCAGGGCCAGGAAUACCAGAUUCUGCUGGACAUCAAGACCAGGCUGGAGAUGGAGAUCACUGAGUACAGGAGACUGCUGGACGGAGAAAUGACAAGCAGUGUCUCAACAGCCACCAAAACACACAAGGUGGUGACUAUCGUCAUGGAACGUGUUGACGGCAAGGUGAUCAGUGAGACCAAGACCAAGUGAGACACGUCUUAAAACGGGGACUUCACAGAACAGAACACGAUCCCUCUGAUGCCUACUGUCAACCUUUCUCAGAAGCUGUGAUUCAAUUGGGUUGUGUAAACUUGUAUCUUGAGAUUUAUAUAAGCCCUCUGAUACCUUCAGAGAGAUUCGUCAAUAAAACUAAGCCCUAAAACUUU
This is a messenger RNA of Salmo salar (Atlantic salmon), 1654 nucleotides long. Its product is annotated as keratin, type I cytoskeletal 50 kDa-like. Lineage: Eukaryota; Metazoa; Chordata; Actinopteri; Salmoniformes; Salmonidae. Gene Ontology annotation, cellular component: cytoskeleton. Gene Ontology annotation, molecular function: structural molecule activity. The record is from RefSeq and is a predicted model, not a curated record.